Rangifer tarandus platyrhynchus (Svalbard reindeer) is the source of this 669-nucleotide messenger RNA. NCBI's taxonomy places the organism in Eukaryota, Metazoa, Chordata, Mammalia, Artiodactyla, Cervidae. The record is from the annotation of a GenBank genome assembly.
AUGAAAGGCUAUGACAAAUACCUGCCCAGGCAGAUGGAGCAAGUGCCAGCCAGCUUGAGAAGGCAGUGUGCUAGCAGUGUCUGCCCUGAGAUGAUGAGGCUGUACAUUCCCUACCUCACCUGCUGGCGCAGCACCGCCUCUGGGACCUCCGGCUGCUCCCGGGCUAGUGGGGCCGGGGCGCUGCGGGCUGCAGCCGCUUGGGGUGCCCCGGCGGCUGGGGAAUGGGAAGAUGUGAGCCCGGACGCCCGGGGCCCUGCUGGAGCUCCGCCGGGACGCUCGGAGCGCCUGCCCAGGCCAGCAACGCUUUUCUUCCUGCGCAUCGGCAAGCUGGCCGAGGGCAGAAAUAGGGAUAUGAGACAUCUUCUAUUGAUUUUCGACUCUUGGCGGCAGCUGCCAGAUUCCUCGAGAGUCACUGAGUCCCAGACAAGAUACUCCAAGCUCAACACAUUUGUAAUAGACGACGGCUUUUUUUUUUUUUUUUUUUUUCCUUUCCAGAAAAGAGCUCCUCACCACCGGGCUCGGGACCAGCUCCUUCCCCGAGACCGCGUUCCCGCCUUAGGGCAAGUUCUUCCCUUCGAGAUCCGAGCCUUGCGCCCGGACGCUGAGGCUGUGGUGUGGGUUCUUUUCAGGACAGUUUUUGCGUUCGGGGUGCCCGGAGCCCAGUCCUGA